GCAGAGGGAUGAUGGACGGGAUGGAGCGGGGCGCGUACGGCGCGGGCAGAGCCGGUGGAUCUUUCGAGCCGCUCACGUUCAUCCAGCAGCCGCACACCGGCCUCCGGAUCGUGUCCUGGUUCUUCUCGUUGGUGAUCUUCGGCUGUGUCGUUAACGAGGGCUACAUCAACAGGCCUGAUGAGGUCGAGCAGUUCUGCAUCUUUAACCGGAACCAGAACGCCUGUAACUACGCGGUCAGCAUGGGCUCGCUGGCCUUCCUCUGCUGCAUGGCCUUCCUGGCUUUAGACGCAUAUUUCCCUCAGAUCAGCAGCGUCAAGGACCGCAAGAAAGCUGUGCUGGCCGACGUGGGAACCUCAGCGUUCUGGUCCUUCGUUUGGUUCGUGGGCUUUUGUUUCUUGGCCAAUCAGUGGCAGGUGUCGAAAGCGGAGGACAACCCGCUGCAGUCGGGUGGAGACGCGGCGCGGGCCGCCAUCACCUUCUCCUUCUUCUCCAUCUUCACCUGGGGAGCUCUUACACUGGUCUCUCUGGAGAGACUCAAACGAGUGUGUUUUGAAGAGGAGUAUGAGGAACUCUUUACCCAGCCCUGACCUCACACACACACACACACACACUCACACAUGAAUAAACAGGUUCCCUUGGAGUUUGUGUGUGAGACUCCAGCCUCAGCGGUCAUCUCAAGGAAUGAAUUAAUCUCAGAAGCUCAUUAAAGAAUGAAAUAAUGUUGAUGUGUGUUGAUGAUCAUGUUGUUACUGGAACCUGUCGAUCUUCUGUUUUCUGAUUAAUCAAACUGAAUCUGAUCUUUCUCUCUUUUCUUCAUGUUUUCUUUCUAUCCUUCACAACCUCAUCCUUCCCCACAUUGUCUUUUUUUAACCCUUCAUUGAACCCUAAUCCAUCAUUUCCUUGUUAAAAUCCUCCUUCAUCCGAACCUGCAUCAUCCAGGCCGCUCAGGCCUUCCUAGCGCUUCAGAGAUAUAAGCUGGGUGCGGAUUCGGCUCUGUUCUCGCAGGACUACACCGACCCCAGCCAGGACGCCGGCAGCGUGCCGUACAGCUCCUAUAGUGCUGGAGACGCUCUGGAGAGUCC
This is a messenger RNA of Carassius gibelio (silver crucian carp), 1082 nucleotides long. RefSeq names its product synaptogyrin-1. NCBI's taxonomy places the organism in Eukaryota, Metazoa, Chordata, Actinopteri, Cypriniformes, Cyprinidae. The coding region runs from base 9 to 587 and encodes 192 amino acids. The transcript has 4 exons. Gene Ontology annotation, cellular component: neuromuscular junction; synaptic vesicle membrane. The record is from RefSeq and is a predicted model, not a curated record.